AUGUCGACUGUCGCAGACGACCUCCUCAACGAUUUUGGAAGCUCCGGCGAUGAGGCCGAAGAAGAGCUCAACGACGGCCUCAUCAAGGAUGAAGAGGCAACCGCCGGCAACCGUGACGCCAUGGAGUUGGAUGGCGAUGCUGAGAGGAAGGUCGACGAAGAUUCGGAUGAUGGAUUGAACGACAGAGAAGAUUCCGAAGCAACAAAGGUAAAGGUCGAGAAGAUGCAACUUGGAGGAGUAAAGGAUGUUAGAAGCGUUGCCAGCCUCAUGCAAACGCUUGAACCAGUUCUCGAGGUUAGUACUACCCCCUUCAGACCGAGCCGCAUCAACGGUCGCAUCUUGAUGGACGAUUCGUUUACAUCAGUUCUUUUGACGGAUAGCCCUGACGUAUUGCCUCGAACGCUACAGAGAAUCGCACAUUACCGAUCGCAAGCCGCGACGCAGAGUACCAAUGUCGGAAACAUCGAAGAUCAUCCCGAGUAUCAUCUUCUGACGCAGUCCAACAGCCUUUCAACCCAGAUCGAUGGCGAGGUUGUCCUCGUUCAUAAGUUCAUUCGCGACCACUACUCGACGAGGUUUCCCGAGCUCGAGCGACUUGUUACUACGCCACUAGAAUAUGCCAAGGUCGUUGCUAUCAUCGGAAAUGGUCCGUUGGAUUCGGAGAGUAUCAAGGCUCUGCAGACUUCGACUAACAACCCGCUUGGAAUAACACUUAAGUCCGUCCUUGAUGGGCCGUCACUCAUGAUAGUGACGGUCGAGGCCACCACAUCAAAGGGCCACGAGAUGACACCCGAAGAGCUUCAGCGCGUCUACAAGGCAUGCGAUAUGGUUAUUGCCCUCAACAAGGCCAAGCAGACUCUCGCCGAGUACGUGCAGUCGCGCAUGAACAUUUUUGCGCCAAAUCUGACAGCCCUUGUUGGUUCUCUUACGGCCGCCCAACUCCUCAACGCGGCAGGCGGACUGACAGGUCUCUCCAAGACGCCUGCUUGCAACAUCGCCUCUUGGGGAUCCAAGAAGAAGCACUCGGGGCUUGCUACGAAUAUAGGUGUUCGGCAGCAGGGCUACCUUUACAACUCGGAGAUGAUCCGAGGCAUUCCUACCGACUUGAAGAAGCAAGCCUUGAGAAUCGUGUCGGCCAAGCUAGUUCUGGCUGCCCGGGUUGAUCGCACACACUCCAGUCCGGAUGGAUCCACAGGGGAGGAGCUCAAAUCAGCAUGUCUUGAACGCCUUGAGAAGCUGACAGAGCCACCUCCCAACAAAGGACAGCGUGCGCUCCCUGUGCCAGACGAUAAGCCAUCCCGCAAGCGAGGUGGACGACGUGCUCGCAAGGCUAAGGAGGCUCUCGCUAUGACUGAUCUUCGUAAGCAACAGAACCGUAUGGCAUUUGGCAAGGAGGAAAGGGAGGUCGGAUAUGGCACUGGCGAGUCAACUGUUGGUAUGGGCAUGAUUGGUCAGUCCAACGACGGCCGCAUUCGCAGCACCCAGAUAGACCAGCGCACACGCGCAAAGCUCAGUGCCAAAAACAAGGGCUGGGGCGGAAACAGCACCGUGGGUGGUGCUGCGUCGUCUAUCGGUGGCUUUGGCCAAGCGUCUAAUAUUGAUUUACGAGGGCGCGGCUUACGAGCGUCGGGAGUUGGCAGCACCAUCGGUUCAGCAACCGGCACAGCAUCAUCUUUGUCAUUCACGCCCGUCCAAGGUCUUGAGCUCGUUGACCCCAAGAUGCAGGCAGAGCUCAGCAAGAAGCGCAAGGCCGAGGAGGACCGUUGGUUCAAGGGCGGCAGCUUCACACAGGUCGGAGGGUUGUCAGAUGGAAGCGUUUUCAAGGUGCCGGCGCUCCCAGCAGCCAAACGUGUCGAUACAGGCGCAACCAAAACGAAUACCUCGGCAUCAAAAUAA
This is a messenger RNA of Fusarium musae, 1896 nucleotides long. RefSeq lists its product as uncharacterized. Gene Ontology annotation, biological process: spliceosomal tri-snRNP complex assembly; mRNA splicing, via spliceosome. The record is from RefSeq and is a predicted model, not a curated record. Bases 1 to 1896 code for a protein of 631 amino acids. NCBI's taxonomy places the organism in Eukaryota, Fungi, Ascomycota, Sordariomycetes, Hypocreales, Nectriaceae. The transcript has a single exon. Gene Ontology annotation, cellular component: U4/U6 x U5 tri-snRNP complex; precatalytic spliceosome; U4 snRNP.